Poecilia latipinna (sailfin molly) is the source of this 2229-nucleotide messenger RNA. Its product is annotated as girdin-like. The coding region runs from base 630 to 2180 and encodes 516 amino acids. The transcript has a single exon. The record is from RefSeq and is a predicted model, not a curated record. Lineage: Eukaryota; Metazoa; Chordata; Actinopteri; Cyprinodontiformes; Poeciliidae.
UUUACCAGCAUUGCACUGAGAAGUGGCUCAUAUAAUGAGCUCAGCAGAUGCAGCAGAUGCACAGCAGAUUAGCUAACUUUAGCAGUGUUUGCCAAUUGUUGCUGGCUAGUCUGAAGGACCUGAGUGGGGAUUGAUUAAAAGCUCAAAAAGUCCAUUUUACAUAAAACUGACCCUUUAGGAACAGUACCAGAAAAGGAGGACUCAGGAAAUUUCUGAUUCUACCUAUUUCUAUAAUCAUGAUCUUACUCUUCAGUGCACUGUUGUCAUGAGUUUGAUGCAUUAUUAUUAUUAUUAUUGUUAUUAUUAUUACUGUGAGCAGGUCCUCAAUACCUGUUGAGGACCAGAACAAGAAAGGACCAACAAUAACCAAAUCAUCUGUGCACAUAAGGACACGCUGUCCCACAGAUGUCCUUCAAUAUUGUUUAAAUGGCAAUGGCAUUGUAAAACGGCGGAUGGUCUCCCCUGGAUAUGUGACAUAACAGUGAUAUCACCAUAGCAACAUAGGAAUGCAUUUAAGUCAUUGCUAAACAUGGAAUGUGGUGGCGUCAUAGUCAUUGACGGAACCCGUCAAAUUCAAGACAUAUCCUAAAGGAACCUGACUGAAGCUCGUUUUUGGAAAGCAUUUCAAAAUGUUUCCGGCUGCUAGCUCACUACAGAACAAGGCCCUGCUGAGGUCCGAGAAGAAUGAGAAACUGCUCAUGGAGGAAAACAAAAAAUGUAAGAAGGAAAUAGCAAGUUUAGUCGAAGACAAUCUGAAACUACAAAAAGAGAUUAGGCUGUUUAAAGACGGGCUGAAAGAGGAAGGGCCUCGCAAGGACAAAAUAAAAGAGCUGCAGGAGACCAUUUCAGACUUGCAGAACAAAGAAGAAGAAAGGGUGAAAAAUCUGAGCAAGAUUCAGGAGGAGAACAUUGCUCUUCAAAAGGAAGUCAAGACACUCAGUAACAAAAAUGCCAUUCAGACAAUAUGGCGAGAGCAGCAAGCGAAAGAUCUGGAAGGUUUUGACAAGUUAAAGAAAGAAGCUAAAUUAAUGGCGUCAGACAUAAGCCAGCUAAAGAAGCAAAAGGACGAUCUUAAAGAGAGGGAGCAGCAAAACCUAAAUAAAAUACAGGAACUUCAGAACCUCCUACAGAGCGAGCAGACAAAGAGUAAGAACGCCGAGAAGGCAUUACGGAUUGAAAGGCUUGAUCGACAAAAUUUUUCUGAAAAGGACAAAGAGAUAUUGACGACUUUGAACGAUAAAGUAGAAGGUUUACAGAGAAAAAAAAAUGGACUUUUGGAUGAACUGAACAAAUCCAGAAACCAAGCAAAGUCGCUUAAAAAUGACAAUGAAAUGUUGACGGAAGAGAUUCGCAGAGAAAGGAUGAGAAACAAAGAGCUGUCAGAGCUACUCGAGGCGAAAACCUUGGAGAGUGACCAGCUCCAGACAGAACUGCAGUCCAAAGAUGAGCACUUGAGAGGUAUGAAAGAAGAAGCCAUAAAAGCUCGGAAUAUCAUACAUUGGAUGGAGCUGGAAUUACAGAAACUCUCCCUUCAAUCUGAAAAGGAUCGGAAGAGAAACAAGCGUGUGGUGUCGACCAUAAACGAGCAGAUCAAAGGCUUGAAGAAGGAAGUGAAAGAAAAGGAAGACAAUGAAGCAAAGCUCUUGAUGCAAGUGUCAGCUCUCAAGGAUCAGAUCAAAGAUGCCGAGGACAAACUCUGCGACGUCCAGACGGAUCUCAGUGAGUCUGAAAAAGAAAAUGCGUCACUGAAGGAGGUCAAUAAAGGCUUAGACGGUGACAUCACAGCUCUUCAAGCAGAGCUGGCGAACGCCAAAUCUGAAAAUCAGCUUUUACACAAUCAGCUGGAGCAGCUGAGGAAGCAAAUGGAAGAGACAGAAGCAAAUAAUGAGAAGAAAUUGUCUAUGCUUGAUAGAGAACUGACUAUGGUUAGAGACAGCCUGACAGGGACAGAGGAAGAAAGGCAGGGGCUUACUAACAAGCUGGACGAAUGUCUGGAGGCUGUUUUCAAGAGCAGCAGAAAACUAAACCAACUGCAGAACCAAAACUCUGAGGCGGAAGAGAAGGUAAAGGAGCUGACCAAGGAAAACAACAAUCUUCUUGAGGAGAAUAAGAAACUUAAGUUGUUUAAGGCGUAUUGGUUGUUUUUGUCCGAAACAAUAAUGGACAAAAUAAAUGAUUAAGAUUCACUUCCUUCUGAAGCCAUGUAAGGAAGCGCACCUUUAUGUCCUC